AUGGCAGAGCUCACAGUCAAGAAUGGCAGCUGCAUGGACUGGCAAAAACGGUGCCUUGCAUUGGAAACCCAGCUCUUCAAAUUCCGCCUGCAAGCCAGUAAGAUCCGGGAACUGCUGGCUGAGAAGAUGCAGGAACUGGAGCAGAGAGUGAUUGAAGCAGAACAGAGAGCCCAAAGUGCAGAGAAACAGGCUGAAGUGAUGGAAGAGAAGUUGAAACUUGCAAACAUGAAAACAAGUGAAUCAAGUGAACAUAAGAAAUACCAGGAGCUGAUGAACAGAGUACAAGAAAAGGAUGAACUGAUCAACCAACUGGAGACACAACUGGAAGAGCAGAAGCAAUUGAGAGCACAAGAAGCUAAAAUUGUUCAAGAGAAAGCCGCCAAAAUUAAGGACUGGGUGACAGCUAAGCUGAGAGAGCUUGAGCUGGAAAACCAUUACCUCAAGAGUUGCAACCUGAGGCUGACAGAGGAGAUUGAAGCACUUCAGAAAGCUUUGCAGGAUACAACAACUCCAUCUGUUUCAAGUUGUAAUGUUCAGCUACCUAGAGAUCCACUGUCACCCUUCCUCGAGAACUCAGACCAGGAUUCCAGGCUUCUCUCAGUGGACAUCAAGCAGGUCUAUCAGAGUGUAUCUGCAAAAGCUAUAACAAGUGUGGUCUUUAUGGAUGACUACUGUGUGGGAGGUGAGACUGAAACAUCAGUGCCUUCCCAGAGCUCACUGAAAUUUACUGCUGACUCCUCACAUGACAAGAAUUCGUCCGAGAAAGAUUUUGUCUCUGUAGCAUCUCCAAGAAUCUGCACAACAUCACUGAACCACCAAACUGGUACUAUGAAAUUUCAUGGAGCUUUGACUUUACAGUCCCCUCUGGAACAACUUCAAAAGUCCAUCAGUGACUUGGGCAAGAUAGCAUCUGUUUUGUACAAUCCAUCAGAUGAACUGAGUACCACAUUCCAUACUCGUAGGUUAGAUUUGUCCUCCAGGGAAAUAGCAAAGGCUUCUGAUUGUUCUGUUUCCCCAUCCAUUCCAGCCUUGAACUUGUCAAAAUCCAUCACUUCAGUGCCCUCAGAUUUCUCAAGGAGGGAAGGUGGCAGUUUGACUCUCCCAAAAGCUCGGUCUCCAAGCAAUCCAAGGGACAGCAUCCAGUUAGCCAAGAGGCAUUAUAGCCAACCUCAGUCAGGAACUGACUGUUUUGAUCAUGCGGUAAACAUUGAGAUCAGCAAAUUUCAGCCUGUAAGAACUCCUGAGCAAUUCCAGAGAGAGGUGGAAGAGACAGAUAUCGAUGAAGAGGUAGCAGAGAAGAUGGAGAUGGAGGACUCUCUGAUGGAGGAGGGAGGGAUGGGCGAAGAGACUCCUCAGAACCUUUGUUCAAGCAAGGAGACGGGGACUUCUGAAGCUAAUGUAAGGGACCCGGGAGACAAACCCCCCACUCCUCCCUUGCACAGAUUUCCAUCUUGGGAGAGUCGUAUCUAUGCAGUAGCCAAGUGUGGCAUGAGAGUGUCAGAAGUGGCUCUGGGGAAUGACUCUUCUAGCCAGACUUCAAAGGCUCUGACGUAUUCAUCCCCUGGGCCAUUCACCUGCCUCAUUUACAGAAAUGUUACAGUGCCUGUCUACACUAUGCUAAAAGGGAAAGCAACCCAGAUCAGCAAUGUUCCUUUCUUAGAUGAGUCUUCCUGCUCUGAUGAUGACUGCAGCUCCCAUGUUAGUCUCAGAGCUUCCAAUGCAGGAUCUGAACCCAGAAUAUGCAACAUAUGAAUUUCCCCCCACUGUUUUUCUUCUCUAGCAGGUAUUUCUGUAUCCUCACUGAGCUCAGAGAGUGACUAUGCCAUCCCCCCUGAUGCCUAUUCCUUGGACGAAGACUAUUCUGAACCAGAGCACAAACUGCAGCGGACAUCCUCUUAUUCCACUGAUGGUGGCGGCUACAAUGAACCCAUGGAAAAAUCUGGCUAUUUGUUGAAAAUGAGCAACCAGGUGAAGACAUGGAAGAGACGGUGGUUUGUUUUGAGAAAUGGACAGCUCAUGUAUUAUAAAUCCCCAAGUGAUAUAAUCUGCAAGCCUCAGGGAAUGGUUGAGUUGAAUUCUUCUUGCCAGAUUGUACGAGGUGAAGGAUCUCAAAUAUUUCAGCUUGUCACUGCAAAAAGGACCUACUUCUUGACAGCUGACUCUCCUAACAUCUUGGAGGAGUGGAUCCUUAUCCUUCAAAAUAUGAUCAAAGUGAAAGUGACCAGACACACCGAAGUCCCUCUCAGUGAUGCAAAACCCACUGUGAAAGGCUGGCUCACCAAGGUGAAACAUGGGCGCUCUAAGCUGGUUUGGUGUGCACUGAUUGGAAAGACUUUUUACUAUUAUCGAAAUCAUGAAGACAAGGUAUUUUCCUCCCUUCCUCUGGGACUCUCAAGAGUCUUCUCCAGCACCAUAGUUCAAAAGAAUCUAUUCUUCGGCGAGGCCAGUGGUGGGGGCCUCUUUUCUUCUUACUGCACCCUGGUGAUUCACCCUCCAGAUCAGAGUCCUGUCUACUUACUAAUUGGUACAAAACAGGAAAAGGAUACUUGGUUGUAUCACCUGACAGUAGCAGCAGGCAGCAGCAGUGCCAAAGUGGGCACUACCUAUGAACAGCUGAUUGGGAAAUUACUGGAUGCAGAAGGAGACCCAAAUUCUCCUUUGUGGAAACACCCUGUGCUGUGUCACAGCAAGGACGGCCUGCACACGCCCCUCACCACUCUGCCUUCAGAGGCCCUGCAGACAGAGGCCCUGAAACUCUUCAAGUCUUGCCAGCUGUUUAUCAACGUCCCUGUAGAAGCUCCCUCCAUUGAUUACCAUGUGUCGCUAGCCCAGACCGCCUUACAAGUCUGCCUGACCCACAAUGAGCUACAGAAUGAAAUUUAUUGUCAGCUAAUUAAACAGACAAACAGACCAGCUCAGAACCACUCAGUCAUUCAAUGCUGGCAAUUACUGGCUCUGUGUGCUCCUCUCUUCUUGCCUCAGCACCAUUUCCUUUGGUAUGUCAAGCAUCACUUGCAGCAGCAUGCAAACCCCAGAAGUGAAAUAGGAAAGUAUGCAAUUUACUGUCAGAGAUCAGUGGAACGUACUUGGCAAGUUGGUGAACGAGAAGCCAAACCUUCCCGAAUGGAGAUUGUGUCCAUUUUGCUGAGAAAUCCCUACCAUCACUCACUCCCCUUCAGUAUUCCAGUGCACUUCAUGAAUGGAACCUACCAGGUGGUAGGGUUUGAUGGCUCCUCAACAGUGGAAGAGUUCCUGCAGUACCUGAACCAAGAGACAGGCAUGAGGCAGUCAUCACUCUCUGGGUUUUCCCUCUUUACGGAUGAUCCAUCUGGCAGGGACAUAGAACACUGCCUUCAAGGCCCUGUGAAGAUCUGUGAUGUCAUUUCAAAGUGGGAGCAAGCUUUGAAAGAAUUGAAUCCUGGGAAGUAUGAAGGUGGCACAAGAAUAGUGAAACUAACAUAUAAAAACAGACUGUAUUUUCGAUGUCAAACCAAAGGUGAAACAGACCGAGAGCGCUUGCUGCUGGCUUUCCAGAUUAGUGGAGAAAUAGCCAGUGGGAGGUUCCCUGUCAAUAAGGAGCUGGCUCUGGAAAUGGCAGCUCUGAUGGCCCAGGUGGAUUAUGGAGAUUUGGAUCGAGCAGUACCAUCGAGCCCUGGGGGGUCAUCACAUUCCAAAAUGCAGCAUCUUCUCCAGCAGGUGCUAGACAAAUUCUAUCCCAAGCGUUACAAGCACCGUGUUGCUGCUGAGCAGAUAAGACAGCUGGCUGAUCGAUUGGCGGCAAAGUGGACGGUGCUGCAGGGGUGUUCUUCUGCAGAAUGUGUCCGGAUCUUUUUGACUGUGGCUCGGAAAUGGCCCCUCUUUGGAGCCAAACUGUUUACUGCUAAGCCUGUCCUGCCUUCUGCCCUGGAAGACUAUCCAUUGUGGAUAGCUGUGAAUGAAGAUGGAAUCAGUAUACUGGAAUAUAGCACUAUGCACUUAAAACUUUCUUAUGAAUUCUCUUCUGUGCUGACCUUUGGAGGCUGCCAUGAUAAUUUUAUGAUUGUAGUCAGCCAAGUGAAGGACAGGAGCUCUGGAAAAAGUACCCCUGAAAAAUUGCUUUUUGCAAUGGCAGCUCCAACGAUUGUUGAAGUGACUCUCCUUAUCGCCAGUUAUAUUAACUAUUGUUCGACUCCACACCCUCCUACUCCAAGCAUCAGUUCAACAUGGAGUACAUCAUCUGCUAAGAAGCUCAUGGAAAUUGAAAGCAGAUGUCUCUUUCCUUCUCUGCCCCGGACCACUAAGGGGCCAACCCUGCUGUAA
Messenger RNA from Gekko japonicus, 4299 nucleotides. RefSeq names its product pleckstrin homology, MyTH4 and FERM domain containing H1 (gene PLEKHH1). The transcript is spliced from 28 exons. Gene Ontology annotation, cellular component: cytoskeleton. Lineage: Eukaryota; Metazoa; Chordata; Lepidosauria; Squamata; Gekkonidae. The record is from RefSeq and is a predicted model, not a curated record.